CACCAUUUACCUUGAUGACAGCUUUGUACAAUAUUGGCAUUAUCUUAACCAGCUUCAUGAGGUAGUCACCAGUAAUGAUUUUCAGUUAACAGGUGUGCCUUGUUAAAAGUUAAUUGAGCGGAAUUUCUUGCCCUCUUGAUGCGUUUUAGACCAUCAGUUGUGUUGUGUCGUGGUGGUGUCAGUACACAGUAAAAAGCCCUAUUGGACAACUGUACAAAUCCAUAUUAUGUCAAGAACUGCUCAACUAAGUGGAGAGAAACGACAGUCCAUCAUUACUUUAAGACAUGAAGGUCAGUCAAUACGGAAAAUUGCAACAACUUUGAAUGUAUCCUCGAGUGUAGCUGAAGAGAACAGCCUCAGAUAUCGCCAGUUAACAGCACUUCAGAUUAGUCCACAUGAACCCUUCACAGAAAACCUGUAUUUCUUGACGCGGCAGCGCUGCAAUGCACCAGUUUAGCCGCUAGAUGGAAGUGACGACGCUGCUUCAAAACCCCUAAACUUUAUGUAUAAAAGAAAAAAAAAAAAGAGGUGAAGAGAAAAGGAAGGAAGCUAGCAUCAGCGGCAGCGGCAGUGACCGGGUGUGAACUUUAGCGGGUAGCUCACAACUUUACUGUGGUUCACGAAAAAAAGAAGAAGAAAAAAAGAAACUAAACUCCGGCAGCGGCAGCAGCAGCAGCAGCAGCAGCUUCCUCUCAGCCCAGUCCAGCCCAGGGGAAACGAGGAAGUGAACAGCUGACUGACUUCCAUUUGUUUUCCGCCGGGCAAGAAAGAUGGUGUACAGAUGUUGACUGUGGAGUCUCCAGACUGGGACAUGUUGUCUCUCAGAGCCAGACCUCCUCUGUCCUGACACAGGGAGUUUUACAACCAGGAUCCGGACUUGUCUACCUCAACACACGUGGAGUCCACUCCCUCUGUUUUACCUCUUAGGACAUCCACUACUCCUUUUCUACCUCAGCACGUACUGUACCCUCACGUAGCUGUUAUCAGCCAGCUGAGAAACGCCAACAGACCCUUCACUUUAUCACCACGGCUCUCAGUAGUCAGACAUCCAGCGAUAGUUGAGAGGGUUUCUUCCUGCUUUGCCGCCAUAAUCGCUAUCUGACCCCUGUGCUGGGAGGAGCCACCUGAAGCAGCCAUGUUACGUGUUGGUCUGUGAUGUCCGAGCCCUGCGAAGGACCAGGAGCUGGAUCAGGAGUAGAGGACGGAAAGGGGUGGGGUGACAGAGACUUUCCUCGGUUCGUGGUUGGCUGUGAAGAUGAUGAGCAGGACAUGGGUCAAAUGGAGGCAGGCAUGAAGAACGAGAUGUUUCGAGAAGAAGAAAUGGAGGAUGAUGAAGAUGAGUCGCCAUCAGAGCGACAGAUUGUGGUCGGCAUAUGUGCCAUGAUGAAGAAGUCCAAAUCCAAGCCCAUGACUCAGAUCCUGGAGCGCCUUUGUAAGUUUGACUACAUCGACGUGGUCAUCUUUCCCGAGGAGGUGAUCCUGGAGGAGCCUGUGGAGAAAUGGCCGCUCUGCGACUGCCUCAUCUCCUUUCACUCCAAAGGUUUUCCUCUUGACAAAGCUGUGGAGUAUGCCCAGCUUAGGAAUCCACUGCUCAUCAACGACCUCAAUAUGCAGUAUUUCAUACAGGACAGGAGGGAAGUGUACCGGAUCCUACAAGAAGAGGGCAUUGACCUACCUCGUUAUGCUGUGUUAAACCGAGAUCCCGACAAUCCUGAAGAGUGUAACCUUGUGGAGGGGGAGGACCAUGUCGAGGUGAAUGGGGAGGUGUUCCCUAAACCCUUCGUGGAGAAACCUGUGUGUGCUGAGGACCAUAAUGUCUACAUUUAUUACCCAACCUCUGCUGGAGGAGGCAGCCAGAGACUCUUCAGAAAGAUAGGGAGUCGUAGCAGCGUUUACUCCCCAGAGAGCAGCGUACGAAAGACUGGAUCCUACAUCUAUGAGGAGUUCAUGCCCACAGAUGGUACUGAUGUGAAGGUUUACACAGUGGGUCCAGACUACGCCCAUGCUGAGGCCCGAAAGUCUCCUGCUCUGGACGGAAAGGUAGAGAGGGAUAGUGAAGGGAAGGAGAUCCGCUACCCCGUCAUGCUGACCGCCAUGGAGAAGCUGGUGGCCCGCAAGGUCUGCCUGGCAUUCAAGCAAACGGUGUGUGGGUUUGAUCUGCUCAGAGCCAAUGGCCACUCCUUCGUCUGUGACGUUAACGGUUUCAGCUUCGUCAAAAACUCCAUGAAGUACUAUGACGACUGUGCCAAAGUCCUGGGGAACAUGGUGAUGAGAGAGUUAGCCCCCCAGUUGCACAUCCCCUGGUCCAUCCCCAUGGAGGCUGAAGACAUCCCCAUCGUCCCCACAACCUCAGGAACCAUGAUGGAGCUGCGCUGCGUUAUUGCCAUCAUCCGCCAUGGAGACCGCACACCAAAGCAAAAGAUGAAAAUGGAGGUCCGACAUCCUCUAUUCUUCGAGUUGUUUGAGAAGUAUGGAGGCUACAAGUCAGGGAAGCUAAAGCUAAAGAAGCCAAAACAGCUACAGGAAGUGCUGGAUAUCGCCCGCCUGCUGCUGGACGAACUGGGCCAGCACAACGACUGUGAGAUCGAGGAGAAGAAAUCUAAACUGGAACAACUCAAGACUGUCCUGGAGAUGUACGGUCAUUUCUCAGGUAUCAACAGGAAAGUCCAGCUGACCUACCUGCGUAACGGCCAACCUAAAGCCUCCAGCGAAGAGGAAGACUCUAAGAAGGACGGUCCUUCUCUGCUGCUGGUGUUGAAGUGGGGCGGGGAGCUGACACCUGCAGGCCGGGUUCAGGCUGAGGAGCUGGGCAGGGCCUUUCGCUGCAUGUAUCCUGGAGGUCAAGGUGACUAUGCUGGGUUUCCAGGCUGUGGCCUCCUGCGCCUGCACAGCACUUACCGCCAUGACUUGAAGAUCUACGCCUCUGACGAAGGCAGAGUGCAGAUGACAGCUGCUGCUUUCGCCAAGGGUCUGCUGGCUCUAGAGGGAGAGUUGACACCGAUCCUGGUCCAGAUGGUGAAGAGUGCCAACAUGAAUGGACUGCUGGACAGCGACAGCGACUCUCUGACUGACUGCCAACAGAAGGUGAAGGCCCGGCUACAUGAAAUCAUGCAGAAGGAUCAGGAGUAUACUCCGCAGGACUACGAGAAGUUGGCCCCAACAGGUAGCCCAUCACUGGUGAACUCCAUGAAGGUCAUAGAGAAUCCAGUCACGACCUGUGACAAGGUGUACGCCCUCAUCCAGAGUCUGACCUCACAGAUCCGAAAGAGACUGGAGGACCCCAAGUCUGCAGACCUGCAGCUUUACCACAGCGAGACGUUGGAGCUGAUGCUGCAGCGCUGGUCCAAACUAGAGAGAGACUUCCGCAUGAAGAACGGGCGCUAUGACAUCAGCAAGAUCCCAGAUAUAUACGACUGUAUCAAAUAUGACUCGCAGCACAACGCCUCGCUGGGACUGGAGGACACGCUGGAGCUGUUCAGACUGUCACGUGCCCUGGCUGACAUAGUUAUACCACAGGAGUAUGGAAUCAGCAAAGCUGAGAAACUGGACAUUGCUCAGGCAUACUGUGUUCCUCUGAUGAAGAAAAUCCAGCUGGACCUGCAGAGGACCCAUGAGGAUGAGGCAGUUAACAAGCUGCACCCUCUGUAUUCUCGGGGUGUGAUGUCUCCUGGUCGUCACGUCCGGACACGUCUCUACUUCACCAGCGAGAGCCACGUUCACUCCCUGCUCAGCAUCUUCCGCUACGGAGGACUGCUGGAUGAGGAGAAGGACCAGCAGUGGAAACAGGCGAUGGAUUACCUGAGUGCUGUGACUGAACUCAACUAUAUGACACAGAUUGUCAUCAUGCUGUAUGAGGACAACAAUAAGGACCCGUCCUCAGAGGAGCGUUUCCAUGUUGAGCUUCACUUCAGUCCGGGAGUCAAAGGAUGUGAAGAUGAGGAGAACGUGCCUCUUGGCUUCGGCUUCCGCCCAGCUUCCUCUGAGAACCAGGACAAAAAGCCGAAUCAGGGCAGUCUGGAGGACCUUUCCCAGGACCAACCAGACCAGGCACUUCCUGUUUCAGAGCCGAUCAACAUCCAGCGAAGGUCUCCCAUGAUUCGCAACCGCAAGACCGGCUCCAUGGAGGUCCUCUCUGAGACCUCUCCCACCCAGUCCUCCAAAGGCUGCACGUCCCACCGACUCUUCCCCUCGUGUUCACGCCAGUCUCCUGAGAUCAAACCAACCAGUGGCUUAGGCUCGCUCUGCUCUGGCCUCUUCAGUGCCUCUGCCCUUGGGGUGUCCUGUAGCGCCCCCAACCUGCGGGACUACGUCCGCACUCACCACCACCACCACCGAAAACCACCUCUGUCCCCCGGCAGUCUGCCAUGCCAGAUUGGCAUGUUCGAGCUGUUCUCUAUGCCGGCAGUAAAGAGAUUUUCUGUGUCGUUUGCCAGGCAUCCGACUAAUGGGUUUGAAGGCUGCUCCAUGGUGCCCUCUAUCUACCCACUGGAGACGCUGCACAACUCGCUCUCUCUGAAGCAGGUGGACGAGUUUCUCAACACGGUGUGUGAGAGCAGCAGCGAGGCCCACGCCAAAACCAUGAAAGCGCUCUCCAGUCUGUUUGACUCUCAGAGCCAGACGUCUCUGUACAGCCCUCAGCAGCCUCUGUCCUCCUCCGGGUCUGAGACGUCUCUUCGGCCUCCAAGUCGGCCUCUGUGGCAUGGCAGCAUCCCCUCCAGUGCUGUCUCCAGUGCGGGCCCCUCUUCCCCGAUCACAGAGAGCUCCGGCCUCAACUUCAGCUUCAGUGAGUAGAUUGUUUGUCUGAAAAACACAAGGACUUCUGGGUUUCUGAGGGCACGAUCUGAAGACCUCGGUGUAACCGUCUCUCCGGGCUUUUCUUCAUCUUUUCCUUUGUACUUCUGCUCACAUUCAUAAAAAAACACACUGGAGGGAGACGCUGAUUCUGCAGAGAGGCCGCUCUGCCUCGGGUAUUACAAACACUCAGGCUGUAAAUAUAACCACUCAGACUGUACACGGACUCUUCUGGUGCACCUCCACUCCAGCUCUACACAUCCACACCUUCCCUGCUCCUACUGUGAGAAAACACUGGACCUUCAUCAACCUCUCAUCACCUCCAUCUUCCUCUUCAGUGUCUCUCUACACAUUCAUAAACCAGCUCCGACUGCGUAACAGUGCAUCAAGCCAACAUUCAGACCAGUUGUGCCUUUACUUUUAUUUUGAUGCUGCCCACAUUAAAACACAAAUGCUAUUUUACAGAAUCUUUCAAACACCAGCUGCCUCAUGUCUGAACUUGCCUGCAGACAUUUACGGCUAAAAUACAGAGUCAAAGUGUCAACCGUAACCAUGUCCUAUUUUUUUCUCUUCUGUUGCAUUAAAACAAUACAUCAGCCCGGCAUGAAAGAAAAUGGGCUGUUUUUGAACUUGAGGUGAAACUGAGUGACAGUUGACGACUUUGGCUUUCAGCACCAAAUAUUAGAACCUGAAGUGAGAAUCAAAGCCUAAAGAAAUGGUGUAAGCUCGGGGAAAUAUUUAUAUGUACUUUGUUGAGCUGAGAGUUUUAUGAGAAGAUUAAUACCACUCUCAUAUCUGUAUGCUAAAUAUGAUGCUAAAGCCAGCAGCCAGUUACCCUCGUUUAUUGGCACAAAGACAGGAAACGGGGAGAAACAGCUAGUCUGGCUCAGCCCACAAAUAAAAGAACAGCAUCUGUAAUUAUUAACACCAUAUAUCUUGUUUGUUUAAUUUAUACAAAAACAGUGUAAAAACAUCCAUUUGUGGGUUUAUGUACUGUUGUGUGCUAAAUUAUUUAUCGGCUGGGUGCUGUAACUUACUGGAGUCUUCUCACAAUGUAAUUUGUACACCGCAUUUUUCAUCUGAAUUAAAAACAAAUAGGAUGUAAUGUGUUAAUCAGUGAGCUUUAGACUGGAUGGUGGGUAGAUGUUACACCCUGUUUCCAGUGUGUGAGCUAAAAGCUAAGCUCUGUGGCUGCUAAAUUUAUCUUCAUAUUUAGUGUGAUGACAGAUGUGGGGAGCGAUGUCGAUCCUCUCCCACGCCUGGUUCAUAAAGAUGGUUCUGCUUGAAAAGGUUGCAGAUUGAAAACCCAGUAAUGGACCUCAUUCUCAGGCCAUUUUCAACUCGUAUCAAACUCUAAACAAAGGAGCAGGUACAGCCAAAAAGUGGCCAACUGUAAUGUACAAUGUUCAACAUCAUGCAACACCAGGAAUCUGACACUUGUGUAAUUUACAAGCUGGUUAAUCAGAAGAAUCUGGAGGGAUACAGGUUAUCAUUUUAAAGUUCUACAUGUUGCCUACGUUAGCUUGGUACCUGCUAAACUCGGUUAGCGGUAAUUUAUUCAUACAACCAGAAUAACAGGACUCCAUUUUGAACUGUUUCGUAAAAUACAGGUAUUUGUAUAAUGUACACCUCGAGCCAGCUUGAUCAAACUGUAACAGUCUGUUCAGUGAUCAUCUGCUGUUAAAUGGAAAUACAAUUAACCUGUAAAUGUGCCUUUAAAUAACUUGCGAGAGAGAUAUUGAAGUCAGAGUAUUCUACACACUGUGGGUCUCCUGCUGUAUUUUUACCUUUUCAUUUGGGGGGGGGGGGGGUAGCAAAUGAAAAUUGAAGAAAAUCUGUGGUAUAGAGUUAUUCUAGAAUUAAAGGGAAAAACCACUUGAUUAAGUAUCUAGUAUAAAUGUACUUUUACACAAUGACGACUACCUGAAUUCUGCAUUUUGUUUUGUUUUUGAGUUUUGAAGCUGAAUUCUCAGCCUGUUUGUGUCGACAUGCAGUCUGCUAUCACACCAAAUUACAUGUGUAUGUUUAAUGUUAAAUGAAUCAAAUGAUGGUUUGUAAAGACAAGUGAUGCUCAGGUAGAUUAAUCAUGUAUCUAAAAAUGGAAAUUGGUUUUAUCAACAUGUGACUGAACUGGGGUCAGUUCACUUUCAGUUCAUUUGGAAAAAAUGUGUUAAAUUUUACCUUAAAUCUCUGAAGAAAUACUUUUAUUACUUUGACCAAAACAUGUAGAGUUACAGCUCUCAUAUCAUAGAACAAAGCUGUGCAGUUCUUUUAUAGAGAAAACGGCUCCCUGCUCACAUCAGCCGAGAGAAACUGAAAAUUAACUGACCCCCAGAACCUGCAAACACCUGCUGUAGAACAAACAUAUCUGUAUAUUUUAGCCAUCGUGGAAAGACUUUUAGACUUGAAUAGAAUUUAUUAAUUUUUACGUAAAGGAGAGUUGAUGUAGGUAAUUUUAGUUGUGUAUUUAUGUGAUUAUUUAAUGAGCUAUUUAAUGCCAGCCAAAGAGAUGUGUGUGUGUUCUGUGAGGAGUUUGGCUGCUGGAGAACAAAGUCGAGGUUUAAUGUGUAAAAUCUGUGACAUAUCUGUCGUGUUCGAUCCUUCAGGGUUCAGGUUGAGAUGUGAUGUCGGGGGGGGGGG
Molecule: messenger RNA, 7431 nt
Organism: Seriola aureovittata
Lineage: Eukaryota; Metazoa; Chordata; Actinopteri; Carangiformes; Carangidae
Gene: ppip5k1b
Product: diphosphoinositol pentakisphosphate kinase 1b
Exons: 30
Coding region: 1156-4791 (1211 amino acids)
Biological process (GO): inositol phosphate biosynthetic process; inositol metabolic process
Cellular component (GO): cytosol
Molecular function (GO): inositol hexakisphosphate kinase activity; 5-diphosphoinositol pentakisphosphate 1-kinase activity; diphosphoinositol pentakisphosphate kinase activity
Source: RefSeq, a predicted model, not a curated record